Messenger RNA from Parasteatoda tepidariorum (common house spider), 1200 nucleotides. Its product is annotated as cathepsin L-like peptidase. Gene Ontology annotation, molecular function: cysteine-type peptidase activity. Gene Ontology annotation, biological process: proteolysis. The record is from RefSeq and is a predicted model, not a curated record. NCBI's taxonomy places the organism in Eukaryota, Metazoa, Arthropoda, Arachnida, Araneae, Theridiidae.
AUUUGUUUGCAUAGCAAUCAAUGUAUUCAUUAUAUGCUAACCCUCAAGAAAAUACAAAAAUAUAAAACGAUUGUACAGCAGCUUUUAAGUCAUUACAAUUUGAAAGGAUCCUUGGCAGAGAACUUUGAAAAGCAAUGGAUUAUUUUUAUUAUAAAAUUUGCUCUGUUUUCUUUUGGCAAAUUCUUUUUUUUAUUCACUUUCUACCAGAAUUAGAAGGAUGCAAGACUUCCAAGUUUAACCCCCAACUGGAUGACAUUUGGAAACACUACAAGAAAUUGUAUUUGAAACAUUACAAAGACAAAGCCGAAGACGAUCUCCGAAGAGGAAACUUGGAAAAAGUAGUCAACGAGAUAUCGCAUCAUAACUUAUUAGCAGAUUUAGGAAUGACUAAAUUUACCAGAGGCCUCAAUAAAUACUCUGACUUGACCAAAGAAGAGUUCCAGAAAUAUUUAACUGGUUACAGACCAGAAAAUGAUACAAAACAGCAUAAAACACAUCAGAGGUCAAAGCGAUCUGAUACAUCGUUGCCAAAAACUAUUGAUUGGGUAAAAAAGGGAGCUGUCACAUCUGUACCGGAUCAGGGUCAUUGUGCCAGUUGCUGGGCUUUCGUUGCUCUGGGAUCUCUAGAGGCUCAACAAUAUUUCAAAACUGGAACUCUCAAAAGUCUCAGCGUUCAAAAUAUCAUUGACUGUGCUACAGAAAAGGGUGAUGGUUGUGAUGCAGGAUUAAUGAUUACAGCGUAUAAAUAUGCAGAGAAAAAUGGCGUCGAUACACGUCAUGCUUAUCCUUAUAAAGAAAAGGAAGGGAAGUGUAUGUUUGAUGAUUCAAAAGUGGGGGCUACUUGUUCUGGAUAUAAAAUCCUGCCCAAGGGAGAUGUGGAAGAACUGAAAAAGACGGUGGCAACUAUUGGUCCUGUAGCAGCGGCAUUCAACGGACACUUGGACAGUUUUCAUGACUACAAAAGGGGAAUCUACGACGAUAAAGAUUGUAAGAGCGACGACUUGAAUCACGCAGUUCUCGUAGUUGGUUAUGGAACUGAAGACGAUACAGACUACUGGCUCAUAAGGAAUAGUUGGGGAAAAUCAUGGGGUGACAAUGGAUACAUGAAACUGCUGAGAAACUCAGAAAACUUAUGUGGAAUUGCUACCAGGGCAUCGUAUCCUAUGGUUUGAGAGUUAAUAAAAAAAAUUUCUGCAGCAA